Messenger RNA from Haemonchus placei, 351 nucleotides. Lineage: Eukaryota; Metazoa; Nematoda; Chromadorea; Rhabditida; Trichostrongylidae. The record is from the annotation of a GenBank genome assembly.
AUGUUGUUUGAUUUAGUCUAUUUUAUAUUGCUACCUAGCGUUCAAGCAUUUCAUCCACCAACUCUUACAACUGAAACUGGAGAAGUUCAGAAUGAUCCUACGAUUGGGUAUUUCAUUCAACGUGACGUCGGUGAAGACAUUCUCUUGACGUGUUCUGAUAUCACCAAUGAAGCUGUCGAGUACGCGUUCCCGAAUCUGACCGAUAAUCGUGGCUAUUCCGAAGAAGAUUUUAACUCACGCUAUACUAUUGAGGAUAUUUCCUAUGGCCAUACCCUCCAUAUCAGGAAUUUGAAGGUAUUCCAAUUGUUGUUUACGAGAAUAGAUCCUCAGUCUAGCCACAACCGUGUGUAA